CACAUGUGGGGAUCACAGACUCCGCCCAUUGCGGCGCUAGACCCAUGAGUGUAACUUCAUCUGGGCCUGUCUAACCUGUGCUGUAAAUACUGCCAAAAACAAUUUGUAGUUGCAGGACUUAACACCCAGUCUGCUAUUGAAUUGAAAUAUCCCAUAUUUAGCCCCAAAGAAUAUGAUCUAAUUUCUGUUGAUUGAACGCUCUCUCUCUCUCUUUAGGUUCAGAAAAGUGGGACGUAAACCUCUUUCCAUUUCAUCUUUCACAAUUACCAACAUCUAGAAGGUUUUUUUUUAACAAACUUACGAACAAUUAUAGAUACGCGGAAACGGUAUGUGUGAAACGAAAUAAACGAACCUUUUAGAACACAAGUCGGUUAAUAGAGAUUAAUGGUUAUACAGCACAUUUAGAUAUAUUUUGGUCCUUGCUCGCGUAACAUCAUAAGGUCUGUCAUUGAGUCAAGUGGAGUGGUUUCGAAUCGAAUCGAUUCUCCUCUUGUACUUGACAAGGAGUAGGGUCGCCUAUCCAACCCCGAGGGUUUUUUCCAGGUCUUCCGGUUACCUCUCAUAUCUAAAGACCCCUACGCGCACGCGAAUUAUUUAAAUAUAAUUGAACCAGGUUAGUCCCGACAUAACCCAGUGCGUGGCGAGUGGACAUAAAACUCUCUCUCACUCUUUCCUGGGGUUCAUUUUAUGAUUGGAGAGACCACCGUCUUAAGGCUAAGUUUUAUACGCCCACAUUUUCAUGUAGACGUAUAUGGUCGUCGCUCCUGUCCGUCUGGACGCCCGUACACAAUCUGUUUGUGGACACUCUACAGGUCACAAUUCUUAUCCGAUUUUGACGAAACUUAAAAUAUCGGUUUACCUCCCAAAGAUUUCGGUUCCUUUCGAUACUGGCAUGUAUUGGGUCAAAACUUCAUGGAUUACUGGCCCAUGUUUGCACGAAAAAUCACAUUUUUAGCUUGUGGACACUCUAGAGAUCACAACUUUUAUCCGAUUUAGAUGAGACUUGAAAUGUAUGUUUAUAACCCAAAGAUCUCGGUUCCUGGAUUAUGGCCCCUGAUUGUACGAAAAAUCGCGUUUAAGCUUGGGGCCGACCUAAAGGUCACAAUUUUUAUACGAUUUAAAAAAAAACAACGUUCAAAUAUAUUACUGUUACACCAUAAUGAUGAUUUGGUUCGAAUUUCGCGAAAGUCGGACCGAACCUCUCGGAUAAGAUGACCGCUCUAGGUAUGCAAAUAGUGUUAAAGUAUGCGUAAUAUCAAAGUUGUUGACCCUCUAGAGGUCACAGUUUGGAUCUGAUUUUGAAGAAACUUAAAACAUGUGUUUAUGUCCCAAAGAUCUCUGUUCCUUUCGAUAUUCGCGCAUAUUGAAACUGGAUUGUACGAAAAAAUCGCGAUUUUAGCUUGUGGACCCUCUAUAGUUCACAAUUUUUAUCCGAUUUUGAAAGUCGUUUAAACAUAUCGCCGUUUUACCCUGGUGAUGACUGAGUUCGAAUUUCGUAAAAAUCGAUCCGAAACUGUCCGUUAAAAUGGCCGCUUCUUGAACCCAAAUAGUGUACAACUAUGUAAUAGCAAGUUCGUGAACCUGCUACAGGUCACAAUUUUUGUCCGAUUUUGAUAAAACUUGAAAUAUAUGUUUAUAUCCCCAAGAUCUCUGUUCCUUUCGAUAUUCACGCAUAUCGGAUCGUAACUUCCUGGAUUAUGGCCCCCGAUUGUACAAAAAAUCCAAUUUUAGCUUGUGGACCCUCUAGAGUUCACAAUUUUUAUCCGAUUUUAAAACACGUUUAAACAUAUCACUAUCAAACUGUGGGAUAAAAUGGUUCCUCCUUGUAUGCAAAUAGUCUAAAAGUAUGUAAUACCAAUGUUGUGGACCCUCUAGAAGUCACAUUUUUUAUUCGAUUUCGAUGAAACUUAAACUUUAAAUGUAUGUUAAUAUCACAAAGAUCUCGGUUCCUUUCGAUAAUCGCGCAUAUCGAAAUGUAACUUCUUGGAUUAUGGCCCCUCAUUGUUUGAAAAAUCACAUUUUUAGAUUAUGGACCCUCUAGAAGUUACAGUUUGUAUUCAUUUUUAAAAACAAUUUCAAUGUAUGACCGUUACAAUUCGGUGAAGGCUGAGUUUGAAUUUGGUAUAAAUCUGACCGAAAUGGCCGCUCCUUAUACGCAAAUACAUGUAGUCCAAAAGUAUGUAAUACCAAGGUGGUGGACCCUCUAGUAGUGACAAAUUUUAAUUCGAUUUGAUGAAACUUGAAAUGUAUGUUUAUAACCCAAAGAUCUAGGUUCCUCUCGAAAUUCGCGCAUAUCAGACCGUAACUUCCUGGAUUAUGACCCCUGACUGUACGAAAAAUCGCGUUUUUUAGCUUGUGGAACCUCUAGAGGUCACAAUUUUUAUCUGAUUUAAAAAACUGUUUAGAUAUAUCACCCUUACACACUAAUGACAAAAUGGCUGCUACUUGUACGCAAAAAGUAUGUAAUAUCAAGGUUGUGGACCCUCUAGAAGUCACAGUUUUUAUCCGAUCUUGAUGAAACUUAAAAUAUAUGUUUAUAUCCAAAAGAUUUUUGCGCCUUUCUAUAUUCGUACAUAUCGGACAGUAACUUCCUGGAUUAUGGCUCCUGAUUGUACACAAAAUCUCUUUCUUUUUUUUUAGUUUUUCCUCUGUCCAUCUCUUGCAAAAUGUGGGCCUAUCUUGCAUGGCAACCGUUGGUUCUAUUAACUAUAAUUAAAGGCCUUUAUAUUAAUUAUAUUUAUGAGAACAUUGUAAUUAAUUACACAAAAUCUAAACAUGUCUGGUUUAUAAGAAUAAAAGGAAUGUAAUCCGAGUAAUCCACUAAUAACACGAUAAUCCCUCGACAAGUAUACACGUUUUUAUAUUCAAUUACACGUUAUAGACACAUUUAAUCAUUUGAUCUGAAUUAAGGCUGGGGGUGUUCAGCCGUAAAGCUAGCAUAACUAUAACAAAAUAACAAUAGGCGCUUAGAAGCGUGGCGCUUUACAACCGCGUUGCUGUUGAAUACGCAUGUCUAAUCCCCCUGGUACUUGGAUACCAGUGUAUUGUUUUAGCUUAUGUUCGAUAUCACUUAUUUGUAAAGCGGACGUUAAACCAAACAGUUACAUUUGAAACAAGUAGCUGACACCCUAAGAAUCAGUAGUGUUUAGCUGAUGCAGUGAAACAUGAGCAUUGUUUAAUAAUUUAAAUUAAUUUUCAACUGAUAAACAUUUCAAAUGGCGGAUAUGGACGAAGAAUAUAAAAUUCCGUCAGGAAACUGGAUGGCUCGUAAACUUCGCUUGAUCAACGGCAACAGUGCAGAACUUUUCCCGCCUAAAACAGCUUGCUCCAGACGAUCGUACAAGAAAUACGACACCAUUUAUAAAAUUGAGUUUAAAGACGAAGAUAAAAAACAUGAGUAUCAAAAGCAUUUUGAACCAAAGAGAGAAACGGUACAAGAUAUCAUGUUUUCGGGUGGUCUAGAUACAGCACAGAUGUUUAUGAAUUGGAAGAUACCAGCUAGGAUUUUAGAAACUCCAUCUCCAGGUAGGUCUGUUUCUGCAGUGCCGAGAUUAGCUAAACCACAACAAGAACCAGAUCGUUUGAUUCGCCAAUCCACAUUACCCGAGAUAUCAUUAAGUAAUCGUAAUACCAUGAGACCAGUAUCGCAGGCUAGGAGAACGUCAUCACGGGCUUUAGGAACGCCAGCAAACAGUGCUAGAGGGUUCAAACAGACACCAGCAGGAGCCGCCGAUAUUUGGAAUACUCAGGUUAAGGCUACAGAUUCAACUAAAAAGACGAUAGAGAAAGUGUUACGAACCAAUGGUUAUGAAAAUCAGAUCACAAGUAAAUUACGGAAGACCCUGGAACCGGAAGCUAGAACAUUAGUCGAUACCUGGUUAAAUAAUGCUUCAGACGACGACAGAAGAAUGGCAUUAAAAUUUUUCGCGACGUUAGAUAAUAAUAAUUUGCCGGAAACAGAAAAACAAGUUAGAAUUGAUGGCAUUAUAAAAAUAUUGAAGAGUAAACAAGAAAUUGGCAAAAGUACACCGGAACUCAAUACCAGGUUGAAAUAUCUACGUCUGCAGGAACCCGAAACUCGCGCCAAAAGAUGGAUGCACACAACUUGGCAUCACUUGCCGCCAUAUAGAGAUAUAGAUCCCGUCGCAAAUAUAAGUUCCCAUUAUACCAAAUCGCAUCAACCAAUUCCACACGAUUUCGUCAUUCAUCCGGACUGGGGAUAAAAUAUAAAGAACAAAAGAAAUAUCUAAAGAAAUGCCAGCUUUCCUUAUAGUCCUGUCCAACCAGGCCGCACACCUACACUAUUUGAGGCGACACUGGAUGGUAUUAUGUUUUCGUGAUGCACAGAUAUUAAAAUUAUUGGACCGUGAUCUUGUAGACUAUAUCUUAUGAUUAUGCAUUCAGUACAACAGUAAAUAUUGAAUUUUAUAAAUGCUAAAACUGCUGAUAACCUCUGAGCGCAUAAAUUGCAUUCCAAAUCAUCUCUAAUACUAUGACCUUUAUUACACAGAAUUUUUGUUACGCUACAUUUUUCCAAUGACAAGGAGACCUCUAGAUUUCAUUAAUUGUUCGUAAUGGGAGAGACGUAGCCGUCUUUGGUAUUUACGUCAAGGCGAAAAUCACUUGAAAAUUCAAUGGUUGUCAAAUAAAUUCUAGCUUUAAUUCAUACCUGCUUAAUGGAAAAAGUAAAACAUUUUUUCCGGGUUCUGUCAAGUCCUCUGUUAUUACUCUUCAAACUAAUUUACACAAAAUGUGAUAUUCAAAAUAAGCCAAUUAGUUUGUAGUAUGCUGUCUUCUCUCAAGAAUGUAGUGAUAAUGAUGUUUGUUUAAAGUUUGAGUACAACUUUGUCACCAUAUCAUUAUUUUUAUCGCUAGUGUUAUUGUCACUUAUCUAUAUAAAUAUGUACUCAUCGUCCUUUUUUCUUUACAUAUUAU
Messenger RNA from Patella vulgata (common limpet), 4935 nucleotides. RefSeq lists its product as uncharacterized. The record is from RefSeq and is a predicted model, not a curated record. The transcript has 8 exons. Lineage: Eukaryota; Metazoa; Mollusca; Gastropoda; Patellidae. Bases 3216 to 4223 code for a protein of 335 amino acids.